AAACAAACAAUAGUUUAUUCACUCAAAAUUCUGCAGGAAAAGAUUCAUUUUUUCUCAAUAUUUUUAAUUUAAAAUAGGGAUUUUUUAAUAUUUAAUGACUAAAUAUGAGUGAUUUAUUUAAGUCGGCCCUAGAAUAUUUCAGCGGGCCAUCAAAUGGCCAAAUCGAGAACAGUUUUGUGGGCCAAACUGUUGAGGUAUCCAAUGUCAAGUUGAAAAUCAAAAAAGUUAUUGCAGAGGGUGGAUUUGCAGUAGUUUUUGUUGCACAAGACAUUGCCACAGGAAAGGAUUAUGCCUUAAAGAGACUACUAGCCGCAGACGAGGCUGCUAAGAAGAAUAUUAUACAAGAGAUAAACAUUUUAAAGAAAAUAUCUGGUCAUCCAAAUAUUAUACAGUUUCUCUCUGCUUCAUUUAUUGAUAAAUCCCAAACACAACAUGAGCAAAAUGAGUUUCUACUUAUUACAGAAUAUUGUCCAGGUGGCUCAAUGGUAGACAUUUUACAAUCCAGGACUGCACCUUUUGAUCCUGAAAUAAUCACAUCCAUAUUCUACCAGACAUGUCGAGCUGUGGCCCACAUGCACUCUCAAACCCCACCAAUACAACAUAGGGAUCUGAAAAUUGAUAAUUUACUUAUCAGUGCACAAGGAACAAUUAAGUUAUGUGAUUUUGGAUCUGCUACCCAGGAAGUAUUUAGGCCUGACCUAACUUGGUCUGCUAACCAGCACAGUAGUUUGGAAGAAAAUUUGGCUUGUUUCACUACUCCAAUGUACAGGGCUCCUGAAAUGGUAGAUACAUGGAACAACUAUUUCAUUGGCCCCCCAGUAGAUAUUUGGGCUUUGGGUUGUAUCCUUUACACUCUAUGUUAUAUGAAACACCCUUAUGAGGACAGUGCUAAGCUUAGGAUCAUUAAUGCCAAUUAUGUACUGCCUCCUGAUCCAAAAUAUUCCUGUUUUCAUGAGAUCAUUCGUGGAUGUUUUCAGCCAAACCCAGAAAACCGUAUCACAAUAUCAGGUAUAUUAGAGAGGCUAGCUGCUAUUGCAGAAACUCGCCAAUAUAAUCUUAAGGCCCCAUUGCCAUUCAAAAAGGAACCAGCUUUAGUACCAGAACAACAGGGAAAUGGAGAUUGUGUGAGUAAUAACACUGUGGAUCAACCUAAUCCUCAACCUGUAAAUGGGACUCGUCCUCCUCAGCCUGUUCCUCCUAGACCUGCAGCUCCACCUCAGGUGCAGGUUCCGAUAAACCGCCAAUUUGAUCAACCUAAACAGGCAGGGCUAUUUUCCUCUUUAAAGGGUGGAGCUGGUAGUUUUCUAAAAAACCUUAAGGAUACUAGUUCUAAGGUUAUGGCAACCGUACAGCAAAGUAUGGGAAGGACUGAUUUAGAUAUCCACUACAUAACUUCAAGAAUUAUUGUGAUGCCUUAUCCAUCAGAAGGGAUAGAAUCAGCAUAUAAAACUAAUCAUAUUGAGGAUGUGAGACUGUUUUUAGAUACUAGACAUCCGAAUCACAGAUAUUCGGUUUAUAAUUUAACAAACAAACCGUACCAUUCAAAAUUCGGACCGGCCAGAGUGGUAGACUGUUCCUUUGCUUAUCCCAAUCAUUUUAAGGCGCCAUUACUUAAUUCAAUGUAUCAACUGUGUGAGGACAUUUAUCAAUAUUUGGCAGGAGACAGCAGAAACGUCAUUGUGAUUCACUGCACGGACGGUAAAUCCACGUCUUCAACUUUAGUAUCGGCGCUAUUGAUUUAUGCCAAUUUGUAUGAAGUUCCUGAGGAUGCACUGCAAAUGUUUGCAGUCAAACGGUGUCCUCCUAAUAUGAAAGCAUCUGAGUUAAGAUAUCUAUACUACCUCGCUGACAUAGUAAAAAAUCCACCCUUAUAUCCUCACUACAACCCUGUCACAUUAGUGUCUUUGCAAAUGACCCCUGUUCCUCUAUUUACAAAACUUCGUGAUGGUUGUCGACCCUAUUUGGAAGUGUACAGCGAAAACCGUUGUUUAUUAUCAACUAUCCAAGACUACGAAAGAAUGAGGUUAUACAAUAUGGCUGAUGGAAAAUGUCUUCUGCCUUUAAAUGGAACUGUAUGUGGUGACGUAUGCAUCGUUAUUUAUCAUGCCCGGAAUAUUUUGGGAAAGGCAACGGGCAUUAAGAUAUGCCAGAUACAGCUGCAUACAGGUUUUAUUCCUGAAGAGGAAACUUCCAUAAGGUUGCCUAUGUCAGAAUUAGAUGAGUUGGCUGAAGGACAAGACCAUUACCCGCACGGUUUUGCUGUAACACUAAACGUAUUCGUCGGAGACACAGAACGUCGUCCCGCCCAACCAGCUCCUUGGCAAACAGAUAAUCAAACGGAUCGUGUGCCUGUAACCCUGUUCACUUCCCAAAUCGAACAAGACGAAACCAUCGAUAACUUUAGGAGUAAACCGAGCAAAAAACAGGUCCAACGUCCUCCACGACCUGCACCACCCUCAAUUAAAACAACGUUACCGCCUCCUGUUGCUACAACGUUAGUUCACGAGAGUUUGGUGGAUUCUGAAGACGACAGCGAUCCAGCUUGUGAUAGGAUAAAGGACGAAGUUAAAUUCGUAGAAGAAGCGGUGGAUUUAUUGAAUUUGAAUAGUGGAUUGUCGGCUCAACCUCAGGGCUCUGUUAAGCCUUCUGCUAGUACCAAUUUUGAUCUUCUCAGUAGUCUUGGGGAUGGUAAUAAUGAUGAAUUUACCGCAUUUACUUCCGCUACAAAUCCGCCCAAGCAGAAUGCUGCUUUUGAUCCGUUUGGGUCUAUUGGUGGAGGAUCUGGUGACAGCACUAAUCUAAUAGGAGACUGGAGUAAAGCAUCGCCAAAACGGUCAACUGAAAACGCACCAAAAACUGAUUUCUUUGCAGAUUUUGGUGAUCUGGGUGGUUUUGGGUUAUCUGGACAAACAAAACCAAGUCAACCGGCAAGCGGAGGCAGGACUCCCAACGAUAAUCCUUCUACCCCUUUUAACACCCCACAACAUCAACCUGCAGGUCCUGAUUAUAGCAGGUCUCACUUUGAGCCAUUAAAUAAAUCAAACACAAACAAGGAAGAUCCAAAAACUAAAUCUAAAAGCACUGACGUGUUCGGUGACCUUUUGGGCUCCCAAGGUUAUAAUUUCGUUACGAAAAAGGACAAUUUGCCACGUUCCAUAAAUGAAAUGCGCAAAGAAGAAAUGGCCACCUACAUGGACCCAGAAAAGUUGAAAGUUAUGGAAUGGAAAGAAGGAAAGAAAAAUAAUAUAAGAGCCCUAUUAUGCUCAAUGCACACUAUAUUAUGGGAUGGUACGAAAUGGACCAAAUGCGAGAUGCAUCAGUUGGUCAGCGCUGGUGAUGUUAAAAAAGCUUACAGGAAGGCUUGUCUGGCUGUACAUCCCGAUAAGCAAGUAGGAACUGAUAACGAAAACUUAGCCAAACUGAUUUUUAUGGAAUUAAAUAACGCGUGGAGCGAUUUCGAAAAUGACGCUUCUCAACAAAACAUGUUCGCUAGGUAGAGCUUUAAGGCGAUUUAGAACAUUCAACUAGGCCAUUCCGUAAUAUCGAAUUCGUUUCAAAUUAGAUGUUUUAUAUCAGAUAGAGCGUCAAAAUGUGAUUAUGUAAUUUCGUUUUGUGAUAAAAAUUGUCUAGUCACAACCAAUCAGUUAGUUGUGACUGGACUAUACAGGGGCUGUUUCUGCUUCCAGUUAGCAGGUUAAUUUUUUUUUUUAAGUUUUGCAGCCCUGUAUAACAGAGUUUUUGCAAUAAUUUUUCUUUCAUUUCGCACACUCUUAAAAUUUUCAAAAAUUAAAUUAUAAAAAUUUGUUGAACAAUGUUAAUCAGAUUUUAAAAAUUAUGUACAGGUUAGUUAGUUCCUUAAAGGAGAUAAUGAUAUUAUUAUUUAUGUUUUUGACACUAUAUAAGAAAAUUCGUUAUAAUUGAAGCCUCAUACAAAUUAAAUGCGAAUCAUUUUGGAACGCAUUGUAUAGACAUUAGAAAAUAUUAAAAUUUUUGGGUAUAUAAAGGUGCAUUUUUUGUAACACUAGAUUUUGUUUUUAGGAGGCAAAUGAAUUAUGUCAUUAGGGUUUUAAUUAUAAUAAAUGUACUUUAAUGUGUCGGUUAUUAAAAUGUUUGACAAUAUAGGAAU
This is a messenger RNA of Anthonomus grandis grandis, 4126 nucleotides long. RefSeq names its product cyclin-G-associated kinase. The transcript is spliced from 19 exons. The record is from RefSeq and is a predicted model, not a curated record. Gene Ontology annotation, biological process: positive regulation of Notch signaling pathway; protein phosphorylation; regulation of clathrin-dependent endocytosis. The coding region runs from base 105 to 3497 and encodes 1130 amino acids. Gene Ontology annotation, cellular component: cytoplasm. NCBI's taxonomy places the organism in Eukaryota, Metazoa, Arthropoda, Insecta, Coleoptera, Curculionidae. Gene Ontology annotation, molecular function: protein serine/threonine kinase activity; AP-2 adaptor complex binding; ATP binding.